Messenger RNA from Arvicola amphibius (Eurasian water vole), 2358 nucleotides. RefSeq names its product GRB2 associated binding protein 3 (gene Gab3). The record is from RefSeq and is a predicted model, not a curated record. The coding region runs from base 1 to 2031 and encodes 676 amino acids. The transcript has 13 exons. NCBI's taxonomy places the organism in Eukaryota, Metazoa, Chordata, Mammalia, Rodentia, Cricetidae.
AUGGAGAUAAGGUCAUCUCCAGCACAAUCACAGGAAGUUAUCCCAUGCCUGGGACAAGUCCCAAUUCUAUCUGGCAGGGAGCAGAAGGUUACAGACCAUCAGGCUGAAGGGGCAACAGCAAUCCCUGGGCUACUGGAACUUAUCCAGGACAGACAGCAGCAAUGCAACCUGCUCCUGGAAAUUCCCAACCCUCUGCCCUUGGGUCCCCUGACCCCUUUGAUUAAUGUAGCUACCUCUUUGGCUCAUAUACAGAAUUGUGCCACCUUAGAAAUCCAAGAAGCAUUGGAUGCUGACAUGUGUUCAUUGGCUUCUGGAGAUUUUCUGGCUUGGCGCAAGCGGUGGUUUGUUCUCCGGCGAGGCCGUAUGAGUGGCAAUCCUGAUGUCUUAGAGUACUAUCGCAACAAGCACUCCAGCAAGCCUAUCCGUGUGAUAGACCUCAGUGAAUGCACUGUGUGGAAGCAUGCAGGCCCUGACUUUGUUAGGAAGGAAUUUCAGAACAAUUUUGUGUUCAUUGUCAAGACUACUUCCCGUACAUUCUACCUAGUAGCCAAGACUGAGGAAGAAAUGCAGGUGUGGGUACAUAGCAUCAGUCAAGUCUGCAAUCUCAGUCACCUAGAAGAUGGUGCAGCAGAUUCUGUGGAGAGUCUUUCUCCCAUGUCCUCCUCCCUCCAGCCAUCUCCUGCCAGUCCACUUCAUACUGCCCAUGUUACCAACUCUGCCUUGCCAAAAGAUGACCCAAACACUAAUACAGUAUCCACUGAGGAAAACAGAAGUGAGUCAGAGUUUCUCUUCCUUCCUGAUUAUCUGAUCCUAUCCAACUGUGAGACUGGAAGACUACACCAUACCAGUUUUCCCACCAGAUGCGAUAGCUGGUCAAAUUCAGACCGUUCAUUGGAACAGACUUCUUUUGAUGAUGUUUUUCUUGAUGGUCUGCAGCCAUUUACCUCUAAUACUUUGAUCCAACCCCUACACCAAGGGAAUGGAUCUCAGGAUGUGCCUUCCACAAGGCCCCAGCCUGCUCUAAUCUGGAAUAGAGAAAUCAAUGUCCCAUCCAGGAACCACAUGUCUUCCUCACCAUUUCUGGAAUCUUCUUUAAAUCCCAUAAUUCAUGUAGAAACAAAGCAAGUUUCCUUACCCAGUGGGGCAAAAGAACUAAGCAUUAUGUCCAAUACUCCACCGCCUCGCCCUCCUAAGCCAAGUUAUCUCUCUGAACGGCGCCAGGAAGAUCAGCUCCUGUUGACUGGGUACAGCAGUAGCAAGAAGCCAGGGUACAGUAUGGUACCAAGAAGAAUCUCUCUCUCUGGCUUAGACCAUGUCGGGUCAUGGAAAGGUGAUGUACAAAGCCAGUCCCUGAGACACAGGGAUAAGCGGCUCAGUUUAAAUCUGCCAUGUAAGUUUUCACCGAUGUAUCCCACAGCUUCACUCACUGUUGAAGACAGCUAUGUGCCCAUGAGCCCCAAAGGCACUGUUUCUAGUCUGAGGCCCCAUUACAGCCAGGAUGACUACAUCCCAAUGAACUCAAGCAUGCUACCCGAGUUACCUGCAGAUUUGGAGCCACCUCCAGUGAACAGAGAUCUCAAGCCCCAGAGGAAAUCACGGCCACCUCCCUUGGACCUGAGAAACCUUUCCACCAUCCGAGAACACACAUCUCUAACCAGGACUCACACUGUGCCUUGCAAUCGAACCAGCUUUCUCUCUUCACAAAGAAAUGGUAUUAAUUCUGCAAGAUUUUUUGCCACUCCUUCUUCCAAAGAAGAAGAAAGCUACAUCCAAAUGGAAGAAUAUAGAACAGUCAAUUCCAUGAGUAGUAGUGCUCUUAAUUGGACAAAGAAAUUCAGCCUGGAUUAUUUGGCCCUGGACUUCAAUUCGGCAUCACCAGCCCCUGUGCAGCAGAAACUUCUUUCAGAAGAGCAGAGAGUAGACUAUGUCCAAGUGGAUGAGCAGAAGACACAAGCUCUCCAGAGCACCAAGCAGGAGUGGACCGAUGAGAGGCAAUCCAAAGUGAUGGGGAACAGGAGGCCUUCAACCUGAAAGUUGGGGAAGUCGCAAACCCAGGACUGGUGAGGAGUUCAGCUUUUCUUAGGGAAGAAGAAGACCUGAGGCACACACAGCCUGCCUAUAAAGGCAAAAAAACCUAUCUGUAGUUGCUUCACUAUAGAGAUGGAAUCAACUGAAUCAUCAUGACAUUUAGUUCAGUGUCCAAACUAAAGAAGCCCCAUAAACAUUCCUCUUCUGAAUGAUCUCCUUUAGUACCCCCUGUUCAUAUCAUCUCUGUACCCACAAUGACACUGAGUUUUCAAUUUUGUUUCACUUUUACUAUUUCAUUUCUGGCAUUAAUAAAAGCUUUAUAAGGAGAAA